AUGGCUAUGCCAGAGCGAAAUGGACUCAGAGAUGAAUCAACAAGAUGGAAAUUCCCAAUUCCUUAUAUCCUGUCUGAUACUUUAGAACUAAAUGCAAAAGGUGUUAUUCUCCAGGCCUUUGAAAUGUAUCGUCUAAAGUCAUGUGUUGACUUUAAACCGUAUGAAGGGGAAAGCACAUAUUUAUUCUUUCAGAAGUUAGAUGGGUGCUGGUCUUAUGUUGGAGAUUUUCACGAAGGCCAAAAUGUUUCUAUUGGAGAACGAUGUGAUACCAGAGCAAUUGUUGAGCAUGAGGUCUUACAUGCACUUGGAUUUUACCAUGAGCAAUCUAGAACAGACCGGGAUGACUAUGUCAAGAUAUGGUGGGAUGAAAUUCUUACUGGAAAGGAGCACAAUUUUGUCAAAUAUGAUGACAAAUUUAUUACUGACCUCAAUACCCCAUAUGAUUAUGAAUCAAUAAUGCACUAUAGGCCACUUUCCUUCAACAAGAACGAGAGCGUGCCCACAAUCACAACAGCAAUACCAGCAUUUAAUGAAGUCAUUGGGCAGCGUCUAGACUUCAGUGCUACAGACCUUCUUCGUCUCAACCGAAUGUACAACUGCACCUUCACUCAUACUUUACUGGAUCAGUGCUCAUUUGAACUGAUUAACAUAUGCGGCAUGAUUCAAAGCACAAUUGAUGAUGCUAACUGGAUUCAGGAAAGAGGCACUGCGGACAUGCAGGAUCACACCUUACUUGGAAACUGCAGAGAUGCAGGUUAUUAUAUGUUUUACGACACAUCAGCUGGAAACGACACAAGUGCUAUUCUGGAAUCACGCAUUCUUUACCCCGUGAGGAGUGAGCAGUGCCUGGAGUUUUUUUACAAGAUGACGGGCAACUCAAGUAGCACUUUGAGUCUGUGGAUAAAAACUGAUGACGGGACUGGAAAUGUGCGCAAGAUGAAGAAAGUACAUACGCUCAAAGGUGAUGGUGACAACUCCUGGAAUAUAGCAGUUGUUCCUUUGAAUGCAAAAGUCAAGUUUCGCUAUGUUUUCCAAGGAAUUUCUGGACAUGCUUCGAGUAAAGGUGGUAUCUCUCUGGAUGACAUCAGCCUCACUGAGACCUCCUGUCCUCAUGCAGUGUGGCAUAUAAAAGAUUUUACCAGUAUUCUUAAAAAUAGCACGUAUGAUAAAAUGCUGAGCCCACGGUUUUAUAAUCCAGAAGGUUAUGCAUUUGGAAUCACUCUCUAUCCUAAUGAGAAAAAUAAUUAUACAGGAAUUUAUUUCCACUUGUGUAGUGGAGAAAAUGACAGAAUCCUUGAAUGGCCAGUUGAAAACAGACAAGCCACAGUUACAAUAGUGGAUCAAGAUCAUGAUGUAAAACUGAGAAUGUCAUCCAGCAGGAGCUUUACAACUGACAAUUCUGUUCCCUGGCAUAACCCACGUAAUACUGGAUCAUUUGAUGUCUCAUGUAACUGCUAUAGAGGACAAAGCAUUGGAUGGUCGACCUUUAUGUCACAUAAGGAUAUAUUUCGAAGAAGUUUCUUAAAAAAUAAUGACCUCAUCAUUUUUGUAAACUUUGAAGACCUGACUCCGCUUCUCAAAACAGAAGUGCCCAUUAAGCCAGCAAUGCACAGAGAUACUGAGCCCACUCAUUACAGGGCAAAACGUGCUGCUAAACCCUUGGAAGGCAAUGAACCCUUUCAACCACAACUACUCGCUGAUCCCUGCAGUCCUAACCCGUGUAUUAAUGACGGCCUUUGUGUGAACAGGAAUGGAAAGGCCACUUGCAGGUGUGUUUCAGGACGGACUUUUGCGUAUGCUGGUGAAAGAUGUGAGAUGUCAAAAAUCCACGGAAAUGUUAUUGGACUGCUGCUGGGAGGUGCAGCUGGGCUCAUCACUUUGAGUAUUGCUGUUAUAACAAUUCUAACGAAAAGACGUUAUUAA
Polypterus senegalus (gray bichir) is the source of this 1923-nucleotide messenger RNA. Its product is annotated as meprin A subunit alpha-like. The record is from RefSeq and is a predicted model, not a curated record. Bases 1 to 1923 code for a protein of 640 amino acids. Gene Ontology annotation, molecular function: zinc ion binding; metalloendopeptidase activity; protein binding. Gene Ontology annotation, biological process: proteolysis. Gene Ontology annotation, cellular component: membrane. Lineage: Eukaryota; Metazoa; Chordata; Cladistia; Polypteriformes; Polypteridae. The transcript has 11 exons.